Messenger RNA from Phyllopteryx taeniolatus (common seadragon), 9744 nucleotides. It is a transcript of the gene aspm, whose product is annotated as assembly factor for spindle microtubules. Gene Ontology annotation, molecular function: protein binding. Lineage: Eukaryota; Metazoa; Chordata; Actinopteri; Syngnathiformes; Syngnathidae. The transcript has 26 exons. The record is from RefSeq and is a predicted model, not a curated record. The coding region runs from base 177 to 9620 and encodes 3147 amino acids.
AUGGUUGAAUUUAAAACUUAACACAACGGUGACGAAACCGUGCGUGUGCUAACGUUUUGUAGCGGCAACUUUUGCCAACAGUCAACAGUAGUGUACAUCGGGUGGUAGCUAGUUUCGCGAAGCAGCAAACGGUUACAAUGUACCUCGUGUUACGGUACCGAAUAUUGUAACUUAAAAUGUCUGGAACUGUAGCGUUACCUUUCCCUUACGGGGCGGUUAUGGAAUUCAGUCCAACAAGGAAUGGCGACAAGGAAAACGAUGUUGCUGUUUUGCGCCUGGUCCUGUUUUCGAAGGCUCCUUUUGUAUCUUUUGGGACAGUGAAGAUCGGCACCUCUAAAUCGACCGUUCUGCGCAUUGAAAAUCCAACCGAGGAGUCAGAGGCCGUGGUGACUGUUGACAGGAUUCCAUCAAGUAAAGGCUUUUCUGUGAACAGCAACACAUUCACAAUUCAGCCCCAGGGUUCAUUUAGCCUGACGCUUACCUGGACUCCAACAGAAGAGGGUGGACUCAGAGAGCUGAUUAUCUUCAAUGCCAAUGGGGUCCUCAAGCACCAGGCUGUUUUACUGGGGAGAGCGGAAGCACCCCAACAGAGAAAGAAGAGCUUAUGGGAUGCCAUCAAAAACAAGAGGGGAUAUGAAAAAGGAUCUCCCUACAGGGGAAAAAGGACAGCGCCCCAGACUAAGAUGGCUGCCAAUAAAACACAACACAUGUCCAGGAAGCCACAGUACAAACGGGAUAAACGCCGCAGUCCUCUUUCUUCACUCAAUGAUGAAAAAACAGGCAGAGAUAAGUCUAUUGGGGAGCACAGUCCCCUUGAUGGUCACCCUUUGAAAUCUGAACAGCAAAACGCUUUAAAUCCCAUUCGAAAACAAUGGCCUUUGGUGGACCAGGAGAAUGUGCUCCAUGUUAAGAGCCACUCUUCUCUUGAGGUAGCCACAAAGGAGACAGAGAUGAGAGGUAGUUCAGGUUCCAUGGCGGGGAAGCUUGAAAACAAAGAGCUCACCAAAAUGCUUAAUAAGACACUGUCACCUAUUGGGACACCAGAGAGGUUAAAAAGGUUCAUGCCUCACGUUCAGUCGGUGGAAUACACAUCUCCUGUGACCUCUAAGACUGUGUCCAGAGGACCAGUGGUGUCUUUGACUGAUGCACUUGCACUCAUUAACUCUGACAUCGGCCUUAUCAACAGCAGCCCUAAAGACACCAGUUCUAGUUGCGGCUUUUCUGAUUCCCUGGAAUUUAAAAGUGACGAUCAUGACUAUUUCAAAGCACGCCCUGAAAGCCCAGAACUGUCUGAGCCCACCGAUGCCAGACUUACUUUCUUUGUCAGCAAAAAGGUUGAUGUGCCCAGGGCUGAAACGACUAUAGAAAGAUCUAAAAAAAUGCCUUUUAACUGUGCCACGGUGAUAAAAAAUAAAGCACCAGUGACAAAUUGUGAAAGUGGACGAAAAAUAAAGAAGUCAAGGCGGCGACUCAUGGAGAAAACGCUGGAGUUGUCAGAGGGCAGCAGCCAGGGUGAGUCUGGACCAGGCACCCCCCACCUCCCUGUAAUAGAACCAGACACAAGGACAGAGGGAUCUGAGAGAGCUGGUUCAAUAUGUCUCGACAGCAAAACAGUCCAAGAGUUUAAUGAUAGACCAACACAAAGACUUGAUGAUGCUCAAAUGCCCAUCAAUUCACAUGUAAGCUCUCCUCUACCCAAAACUCACUGGAGUGUCACCCUCUCAGUCGCUUCCCCACCUGCCACUAUCCCUCCCAUGACAUUCACAAUUUCCUCCCCAUUACCCAUGGACCAGUCUUCUCCACUUCACUGCAGCAACACAUCAAACCAUCACCUACCUAAACCAUAUCAGGAAACCGAUAUUCUUCCUCAGCUCGUCUCAGCCAAUAUGUCCACCCAGGAGGAUUUAUUUCCUGUUCACAUGGUGACAAAGAGCAGAAAGAGGAAGAGUGAAGAGUAUUUGAGAAGUGCCAUGAAGAUCGACGAUGGUGGAAAAAUCGAGCCGGUCAAAAAGACCAAAACAGUGGCUUGGAAAAGUGAGCCCGUCAAAUCAACACAGGAGAGAAGUAUGUCAAAGAGGCAGUCGCUCCAAUCAAAAGGUUCGAUGCACCCAAUGAAAACAUCUGUAAAGACCAUAAAGUCAUCAGUCUCUGCUCAGACAAAGCCAACAAGUGCCAAACUCCCCCUACGAGGCGCUGUCUCGCUGAGGUCAUCCAGAGCACAGAGUGUCAAGUCUGUGAAGAUGGCUGCUGUAGCAAAGUCAAAGUUGGUCUUUGUCAAACCGACUCAGACAGCCAUACCCAGGCAUCCACUUCCUUUUGCUGCCAAGAACAUGUUCUAUGAUGAGAGAUGGCUUGAGAAGCAGGAGAGGGGUUUCACAUGGUGGCUCAACUAUGUCCUGACCCCAGAUGAUUUUAAAGUCAACACAGAAAUGACCAAAGUGAGUGCUUCACCUCUGACAAUGGGCAGCAGUGAUAAAUUCAGUGUUCUCCAAGCUCCCACCAAAGAAGAGAUGUCUUUCAGUACUUACACAGCCCGCCGAAAGUUAAACCACCUUCGCCGGGCUGCCUGUCAGCUCUUCACCUCAGAGACUAUGGUCAAGGCCAUUAAGAGGUUGGAAAAUGAAGUGGAAGCAAAGAGGCUUCUCAUCCGCAAAGACCGCCAUCUUUGGAAAGAUAUAGGUGAACGUCAAAAAGUCCUCAACUGGCUUCUUUCCUACAAUCCACUGUGGUUACGGAUUGGGCUUGAGACAAUCUUUGGAGAGCUGAUCUCACUGGAAAGCAACAGUGACGCAAUGGGUCUGGCUUUGUUCAUCCUCCACCGUCUUCUAUGGAAUCCUGAUAUCGCAGCAGAGUUCAGACAUCCUAAAGUUCCUCAUCUUUACAAAGAUGGCCACGAGGAGGCGCUGUCUAGCUUCACUCUAAAGAAGCUGCUUUUGCUGGUGUGCUUCUUGGACAAGGCCAAAGAAUCUCGCCUGAUUGAGCAUGAUCCAUGUCUGUUCUGUGUUGAUGCAGAGUUCAAGACAAGUAAAGACUUGUUGCUGGCCUUCUCAAGAGACUUCUUAAGCGGGGAGGGGAUUCUUCCUCGCCAUCUUGGCUACCUUGGGUUACCAGUCUCCCACUGUCAAAAUGCCCUUGAUGAAUUCAACUUUGCUGUGAUAAAUUUGGCAGUUGACUUGAAAUGUGGAAUUCGACUAGUGAGAGUCAUGGAGCUCCUCAUAAAGCAGUGGAACUUGUCAGAAAAGCUGCGACUGCCAGCCAUCAGCCGUCUGCAAAAAAUUCACAACAUGGAUAUUGUUUUGCAAGUCCUCAAAAUCAGACUGGUCGACCUUAAGGAUGAACAUGGCGCCAUCAUAGAUUCUCGAGACAUUGUGGAUGGACACAGAGAGAAGACGUUGAGCCUCCUGUGGAAAAUAAUUUUUUCAUUUCAGGUGGAGGUGAUUUUGAAUGAGGAUCAUUUGAGGGAAGAGAUUGUCUUCCUCAGGAGAACCCUGAGGUCAAAACUGAGGUUGGCCUCUGUGAGGGCCGGUCACGGCCUUGAAUCCAGUGCACUAAAGACGAAGGUGCCGUAUGAGCACUGCAGCACUAAAGUUGUCCUGCUGAUGGAAUGGGCCCGCGCUGUGUGUGACUUCUACAAUCUGACGCUGGAGAACUUCACUGUGACAUUCUCAGAUGGCCGUGUCCUCUGCUACCUAAUCCACCACUACCAUCCCAGUCUCAUCUCAGAAGAGUCUGUGCAUCACAGCACCACCCAAACUGUAGAUUGCUCAUCAAGGGGUCGCCUGGAGCUCAACUGCGCAGCUAUUGACUCUGACAGCUCUUUUGAAUGCUCUCCCUCGUGCCUAAACGGCCCUGAGUCUCCCUCUGCAGAGUUUAAAGAACUACUGGAAAAUGAAAAAAGCAACUUCAGGCUGGUUAAUACUGCGGUGGCUUUCCUGGGUGGCGUACCUGCCAUGAUCAAUCCAGCCGACAUGUCCAACACCAUCCCCGAUGAGAAGGUUGUAAUGUCUUACCUAUCUUUCCUGUGCGCUCGUCUGUUGGACCUACGUAAUGAAACCAGAGCAGCUCGGAUCAUCCAAGGUGUCUGGAGGAAUUACAGACUAAAGAAAGACUUGCAACACUACAAGGAGAGAAACAAGGCUGCUGUAAAAAUCCAGAUGGUUGUGAAGCAUUUUCUCCAGCGAUGCAGGGGCAAGAAGCAAUAUGCAGCGUCCAUCAUCAUACAAUCUGUUUGGAGAGGCUUUGUUACACGCAAAAGACUGCGGAUGAAAAAAGAGGCAGAGCUCCAGAUCAUACAGAAUCGAGCAGCAACCGUCAUCCAGGCACAGUGGAGAAUGUUUUCAGCCAUGAGAUAUUACCAACAACUCAGAUACAACACCAUUGUUGUCCAAGCACAGUGGCGAAUGAAAAGGGCUGCUUCUGCUUAUGGGAAAAUCUACUGGGCGACAACUGUCAUGCAGAGAUAUUUACGAGCUUGGAUUCUUGCGAGAAAAGUACGCAAGCGUUAUCUCUCCCUCAAAGCUGCAGUGACGAAAAUGCAGAGAGGGUACAGAUUGUGGAAAAUCCAGAAAACUCAAAGGGAAAACCAUGCUGCCAGAAUAUUACAAACCACAUAUAGGAAAUGGUACAUGGAGAAAAUAGCCAAAAGAACAGCUGCAUCUAUUAAGAUUCAGUCUUUCUAUAGAAUGCAGAGGUGCUUGCAUGAAUACAGAAAGAUCCAAAGAAGCACCUUGCUCAUUCAAGCCCACUACAGAGGUCAUGAACAAAGGUGCCGCUUUCGAAGGCACAAGCAACAACACAACUCGGCCAUUGUCAUUCAAAGUGCCUUCCGGGGGCACCGGGUCAGGAAACGGGCCAUGAGAAUGAAAUACGCCUCAAUCGUAAUCCAGAGGUGGUACAGAGCCUCUGCGAGAAGAGACGUGGAAAGGCAAAUAUUUGUCAAAAUGUGCAGUGCUGCCAGAACCAUUCAGGUGGCUUACCGAAGAAAACAAACUUGUGACUUGUUGAAAAAACAGCACACUGCAGCAACUGUGAUACAGGCUGCAUUCAGGAAAUUCGCUACCCAAAACCGUUACCUUUCUCUAAAAAAAGCAACGGUUACGAUACAGCAAAAGUAUCGAGCCACAGUUUUAGCUCGUCAGGAAAAGGCAGACUUUGAAACCCUCAGAAAGGCUGUACUCAAUGUACAAGCAUACUGGAGAGGCAGAGCUGACAGGAUGAUGAUUGAAAAUUACCAUCAGUGUGCUACACUUAUCCGGGCCCACUACUGUCGAUACAAGGCUCAAGCAACGUUUCGGUCAAAAAAGUCGGCAUCUGUUGUCAUUCAGCGCCAAUAUAGGGCUUAUGUAGCUGGCAAGAAAACAAGGAAAGCAUUCCUCCAGAAGAGAGCAGCCUGUGUUGUGAUAGAAGCUGGAUUUAGAGGCAUGAAAGUUAGGAAAGAUAUGAAGAAAAAGCACAAUGCUGCAACUGUCAUUCAGUCUACAGUUAGGAUGUAUUUGAGUAGAAAAAAAUACAUCAUCCUUCAAAGUGCAAUCAUCAUCAUCCAGAGCCAUUAUAGAGCCCUACUCCACUGCAGAACACAGCAACACAAGUACAAAGAGCAAAAGAAAGCAGCCUUAAAAAUACAAGCAGUUUACAGAGGCUGGAGAGGAAGAGAAGAGUUUAAGAAGAGGAACAACGCAGCAACAGUAAUCCAGGCUUUGUUCAGAAUGCACAGAGUACGUUUGACUUACCUUGCUACUAAGUGUGCUGCAAUCAUUAUUCAAGAGCGAUACAGGGCCAAAAUCCUCAUGGAGCAACAGCUGAAGAAGUACAAAACCAAGAAAUCUGCUGCUAUCAUCAUCCAGGCCACGUACCGUGGCUACUGUGCCAGGAUGAAGAUUACACAGAUGCACUGUGCGGCUAUUGUCAUUCAAAGAAAUUUUCUCAUGAUCCAUGGGAGGAAUAAAUUCCUCACUAUUAAGUCAGCAACUUUGAUUUUUCAGCAGCGGUACAGAGCAGUGGUCUUGAUGAGAAAAGUCUGGAUGCAUUAUCUCUUAAAGCGCAGGGCAGCCAUUUGCCUGCAAGCAGCCUUCAGAGGAUACAGGGUCCGAAAGCAGUUGAGCAUCAAGCAUAAUGCUGCCGUUAAGAUUCAGUCAAAUCUGCGGAGGUAUCUGCAGAGAAACUACUACAAAAGGCUUAAAUGGGCUUCCUCUUUUAUGCAAGCACGUUACAAAGCCAACAAAGAAAGGAGACAGGACAGUCUGGCUCUGAGUGUGAAGACACAUGCAGCCAUUGUCUUACAAGCUGCUUUCCGGGGAAUGAUAUCUAGAAAACUAGUUAAACAAAAGCAUCAUGUUGCCAUUAUUAUUCAGAGAGCUUUCAGAGCCCACUAUGAACACAAAAGGUUUAUUGCCUUAAAAUCCUCAGUGCUUGCCAUACAACGUAGAUAUCGCGCCAAUGUGGCAGCCAAAGCUCAAAUGCAGCAUUACCAAAACAUUCAUAAGUCUGCAGUCAUCAUUCAGGCAGCAUACAGAGGGUUGCGGGUCAGGAAGGACGUUGCUUGUUGGCAUCAGGCUGCCACUUUGAUCCAGUCUACUUUCAGAAAGCACAGAGAAGAAGUCAAAUUCCAGGAAAUCAGUUUGUCGGCAAUAAUCAUCCAGAGAUAUUACCGGGCCUAUGUCCUUCAGAAACAAUAUAAGAGAUACUACCUGAAAGUCAGAUUCUCAGCCACCAUUCUUCAGGCAGCUUUCAGAGGUCGCUCUGUAAGACAAAGGAUUUCCAAGAUGCACAGAGCAGCUACCAUUAUUCAAGCAAACUUCAAGAGGCAUAAGCAGCAAUUCCUCUUCAGGAAACAACUUUGGGCUGUAUGUGUCUUACAGCAGAGAUUUAGAGCUAUGAGACAGAGAAACCUUGAGGUAAAACGCUAUCAAGAAGUUAAGAUUGCUCUGAUUCGACUACAAGCUACAUUCCGAGGAAUGAAAACAAGACGAUCCAUCAAACGAAUGCAUCUGGCUGCAACUGUAAUCCAGUCUGCUUUCCGAAGUCACAGAGAGAAAGUCAAGUUCCAGGCCAUGCGUUCGUCAGCCACCAUCAUCCAGAGAUGCUACAGAGCCUACGUUCUUCAGAAAAAAGAAAGGGACUACUUCCUGAAAGUCAGAUCUUCAGUCAUUUCUCUGCAGGCAGUUUGCAGGGGUUGUUUGGAGAGAAGAAGAAUUUCCAAGAUGCACAGAGCAGCUACACUCAUUCAAGCAAACUUCAAAAGGCAUAAGCAGCAAUUCCUCUUCAGGAAACAACUUUGGGCUGUCCGUGUCUUACAGCGGAGAUUUAGAGCUAUCAGACAGAGAAACCUUGAGGUAAAACGCUAUCAAGAAGUUAAGAUUGCUCUGAUUCGGCUACAAGCUACAUUCCGGGGAAUGAAAACAAGACGAUCCAUCAAACGAAUGCAUCUGGCUGCAACUGUAAUCCAGUCUGCUUUCCGAAGUCACAGAGAGAGAGUCAAGUUCCAGGCCAUGCGUUCGUCAGCCACCAUCAUCCAGAGAUGCUACAGAGCCUAUGUUCUUCAGAAAAAAGAGAGGGACUACUUCCUGAAAGUCAGAUCUUCAGUCAUUUCUCUGCAGGCAGUUUGCAGGGGUUGUUUGGAGAGAAGAAGAAUUUCCAAGAUGCACACAGCAGCUACACUUAUUCAAGCAAACUUCAAAAGGCAUAAGCAGCAAUUGAUUUUCAGGAAACAACUGUGGGCUGUCUGUGUCUUACAGCAGAAAUUUAGAGCUCUGAGACAGAGAAACUUUGAGGUAAAACAUUAUCAAGAAAUCAGGAAUGCUGUGAUUAGUCUACAAGCUGCCUUCCGGGGAAUGAAAUCCAGAAAAUCCAUCAGACAAAUGUAUCUGGCUGCCACUAUUAUUCAAGCAGCUUUCCGAGUCCAUUGUCAGUUCAAGCAGUAUAUGAAAAUAAAAUCCUCUGUGCUAACCAUUCAGCAAAGGUUUCGCGCUACUGCAGCAGCCAAAUUUCAAAGGAAAAAGUACUUGAAAGCACGCAGCGCAGCCAUCAUCUUUCAGGCGGCAUACAGAGGCCAGAAAACCCGAAAGCACAUUGCUCAUUUACAUCAGGCUGCAACUGUAAUCCAGUCAGCAUACAGAAAGCAUGUUGAGGUAGUAAAGUUUCAGGUUAUGUAUGCGUCUGUUGCAAUCAUUCAAAGGCAAGAAAGAAACAAGUUCCUGAAAAUCAAACACGCCACAGUCAUUCUUCAGGCUGCAUAUCGAGGUCACUGUGUCAGAAGGGACAUAAGUACACAAAAUCGCGCCGCCAGUUUGAUCCAGUCAUACUGGAGAUGCUCGGUACAGAGGCGCAUCUUCCUGAAGAGGAGAGUGGCGGCUGUGAAUUUGCAACAGAGGGUCCGAGCAAUGCAGCUUGGCAAAGUACAAAGAAAAAAGUAUGCCCGACAAAGGCAGGCUGCAAUCACCCUUCAGACUCAUUGCAGAGCCUGGAUUGUACGAAAGCAGGAACUUGAGGCUGCCAAAGCACAGAUAAGACUUCGUUUUGCUGGGGCAGUCUACCACCACCUCAGUGCUAUAAAGAUCCAAAGAGCUUGGCGAGCACACUGGACCUUGGAGUCUGCUAAGAGACAGAUACAUUCUGUCAUCAUUAUACAAAAUUUUGUGCGAGUGAGGCUGCAAAGGAGACGGUACUUGGCGGACCGAAGGAAGGUGGUUACAGCCCAGAGAGCAGUCAGGCGUUGGUUAGCUCGUCGCCACAAUUCUGCUUCUGUCAUCCAAAAUGCUGCUCGGAGGUUCCUCCUCCUCAGGCGCCAGAAGAGAGUUGAACAGGGCAUUGUCAAAGCUCAGGCGCUGUGGAGAGGACAUGUCUCCCGCCGACUGAAUGACAGUGCCAAAGUAACAAAGUUGAGGCACCACUUGCGGAAAGUCUCAGCUGGCGCCCGAGAGGAGGACAAAUUGCGCAACAAAACCUCCUCUGCGUUGGACUGCAUCCUUCGAUACAAACACUUCUCCUCAAUGCUCGAGGCUCUAAAAAACCUAGAAGCUGCCACCAGGUUGUCCCCUGUGUGCUGUGAGCAUAUGGUAGAGAGCGGCGCCACCAGCGUCAUCUUCACCCUUAUCCUCUCCUGCAACAGGAGUGUGCCCUGCAUGGAUGUCAUCAUCUACUCCAUCCAGAUCCUUCUCAACCUCUCGAAGUACCACAAAACCAUUGAGGCUGUAUAUAUGGUGGAAAACUCAGUGGAGACACUGGUAGACUUGCUCCAGAGAUAUAGAGAAAAAGCAGGUGAUAAAGUAGCAGACAAGGGUGGCAGCAUCUUCACCAAAGCCUGCUUUCUACUGGUUCUGCUCCUGCAAGAAAAAUGCCAUGCUGAGGAGGUUACGAAGCAUCCUAAAGUCUUGAAUAGGAUAAAAAGUAUCUACCACCUCACUGUUCGAAAAUCCAAGAUGGAUGCAGAAAGAAAUGUGACCAGACAGAAGAUUAAUGCAUCAAUCAAUGGAAGCUUCUAUGUUUCAGCAACACCAAAUAAAUCCCGUCCCGUCCCAAAGUUUGCACCAGACUGGGUUCUCAGAAAGGACAAGCUUAAAAAUAUAGUGGAUCCUCUUAAGGCCAUUCAGAUGUUGAUGAACACUCUCUCUAUUGUCAUGUAGAUAAACUGUCACAUCUCUCACAGGAUAUUUUGUGUGUGUGUUUCAGAAUGUCUUUUAUGUAAAGGUUUUUACAAAUACAUUUUCAUGACUACAUUAAAUAGAUUUCUGUGUUUCCUGUUUGCAA